GCUCUGGGCGGAGGAGGGAGAAGCCAUUUCCCGCUGCCAAGCGAGACGGAAGUCGAACCGUCUUUUUUGAAGGCAAGACUUUCCCGUCAACCUUUCUCCCGCGGCAACGGUCUUGUUGUGAGAGAGAGGGCAUGGCGGUGGCCGAUCUCACGCCGACGGAAAGGUACGCGGCGGCGUCGUUGUUUGCUCUCGCCCUGCGCCAGGCCCAAAUUCACCAGACAGCUCCUCUUGGCUUCCAUCCUUCCGACGGCGACAACGGCGACGGCGACGACGAUCAGCGGAGCAGCAAUGCGGAACGCUCGAAGAAAGAGCUCGAAGGAGAUCAGGAGAGUCUCUGGACUGACAAGAGCUGCGGCCUGCUCCGACCCGUCCUCAGUUGCUUGGAUGUUGAUCGGAAAUCAUGGUCGGCGAUCGAGGAGACUGCAGCGAUGCCGUCGCCGAAGCAUCACAUUGGAGCGUUUUUGAGGAUACUUUCAGAGGAAAAUUGUGAUAGACCUCCCGAAAUUUUGGAUCAGUUUCUUGCUUUGGCCAAAUCAGUUGAUGCGACGGUGAUGAGUUUAGAAGAUGAUCCUGUGUCACCAACGGCUGAGGGUAUACAUGUUGCAUAUGAUAACAAGGCAGAGGUGGUUUCCAAGUUUGCAGCUGAGUCUCGUAAAGGAUUUCAAUUGCAAGGUUCAGGUGUAUAUUCUGAUGGAGAAAUGCUCGGACGGUCCAGACCCGAUGAGAAGGAAAUUGUGGAAGGGAAGAUGGAAAAUUACCACUGUAAAUUGGUUGUGAUGUAUGAACUUCUGUCUGCUUGUUUGGCUGAUACUUCUGAAAGAGACAAAAAGAACUCUCGGAUGAAAAAAGGUUAUGAUGCUCGGCAUCGUGUUGCGCUUCGUUUAUUGGCAACAUGGUUUGACAUCAGGUGGAAUAAAAUGGAAGCAUUGGAGUUAAUCAUUUCUUGCUCUGCCAUGGCGUCUGUGAAGGCAAAUGAAGCUCAGUCAGAAGUUCAUGAAAAUCAAACUACAUGGUCCAGGUGGAAGCAAGGUGGUAUUAUUGGUGCUGCUGCACUGACUGGAGGAACCUUGCUAGCAAUAACUGGCGGAUUAGCAGCUCCAGCAAUUGCGGCGGGGUUUGGUGCACUGGCACCCACACUUGGUACUCUUGUUCCUGUUAUUGGUGCAAGUGGGUUUGCUGCUGCAGCCACUGCUGCUGGUUCAGUUGCUGGAUCUGUAGCUGUUGCAGCCUCUUUUGGAGCGGCUGGAGCUGGCCUUGCUGGGACGAAAAUGGCUAGAAGAAUUGGAGACAUUGAUGAGUUUGAAUUCAAGCGUAUUGAUGAAAGCCAAAACCAAGGCCGUCUAGCUGUUGGCAUCAUGGUCUCAGGCUUUGUCUUCGAAGAGGAUGAUUUCUUAAGACCAUGGGAAGGUCAAAGGGGAUGCUUGGAGAGAUAUGCUUUGCAAUGGGAAUCAAAAAAUUUGAUUGCAGUAAGCACUGCGAUACAGGAUUGGCUGACUUCAAGCCUGACAACAGAAUUGAUGAGACAAGGUGCCAUGUUGACAGUGUUAGGUAGCCUUGUUGCUGCAUUAGCCUGGCCAUCCACAUUACUAGCAGCAACAAAUUUUAUAGACAGCAAAUGGGCUAUUGCUGUGGACAGAUCAGAUAAGGCUGGGAAGCUUCUUGCUGAAGUGUUGCAGAAGGGAUUACAGGGAAACAGGCCUGUCACUCUUAUUGGUUAUUCCUUGGGAGCAAGGGUGAUAUUCAAAUGUCUUCAGCGUUUAGCCAAAUCUCAUAAUAGUGCUGAAAUUGUAGAAAAAGUUGUCCUACUUGGAGCACCAAUUCCAUCAAGAGAUGAAAAUUGGGAGGCUGCUCGGAAGGUUGUGGCUGGCAGGUUCGUGAAUGCGUAUUCUACCAAUGACUGGAUGCUUGGUGUUGCUUUCCGUGCAAGCUUGCUUACAGAAGGGUUGGCAGGAAUUGAGCCUGUCGAAGUAUCUGGAAUUGAGAACGUUGAUGUUACAGAAGUGAUUGAUGGGCAUUCUUCAUACCUCCAUUGUACCCAGCAAAUUGUUCAACGGCUUGAGUUGGACACAUAUUAUCCUGUUUUUUCCAAUUCUCAAGCAAGUCCCAAACAAUUCGAUUAACUAAGGUGUAUCGGGACCUAACGGUAGCAGGUCGUGUAGGGCCUGAGCAAAAACAUAGGCAAACUUCCAGUACCAGUGAAAUUAAUGACAAGAAAAAAUAUUCCUAGCAGAUAAAGAGGUUAUGCGUCUGAAAAUCGUGGGCAACCAUUUCUUGAUCAAUGUAGGCGGCUUCUCUCUUUUAACCAAAUUCAGGGUUAAGGCCCAGCUCUGUGGAGCCAAAUAACAGGGUUAGGAUCCUUGGCCCUCACGUUGACCCGAAGCUGGAAGAAGGUACAAUAUUAUUUAUGUUUCCAAUAAAAGAGGGCUAUCAUUCUGCA
Messenger RNA from Nymphaea colorata (pocket water lily), 2437 nucleotides. RefSeq lists its product as uncharacterized. The record is from RefSeq and is a predicted model, not a curated record. NCBI's taxonomy places the organism in Eukaryota, Viridiplantae, Streptophyta, Magnoliopsida, Nymphaeales, Nymphaeaceae. The transcript has 16 exons. Bases 132 to 2120 code for a protein of 662 amino acids.